Molecule: messenger RNA, 780 nt
Organism: Elephantulus edwardii (Cape elephant shrew)
Lineage: Eukaryota; Metazoa; Chordata; Mammalia; Macroscelidea; Macroscelididae
Gene: LRRC61
Product: leucine rich repeat containing 61
Exons: 1
Coding region: 1-780 (259 amino acids)
Biological process (GO): outer dynein arm assembly
Cellular component (GO): cytoplasm
Molecular function (GO): protein binding
Source: RefSeq, a predicted model, not a curated record
AUGGAGUCGCAGGGCAAGAAGCUGGGUGAGGGAGAUGGAGGCCGGGUCACAGCCCGGCUGCUUAAGGCACACACCGGAGAGUUUGCCCUGGACUCCAUCCUGCUGCUCAAGCUGCGAGGCCUGGGGCUGGUGGACCUGGGCUGCCUGGGAGAAUGCCUGAGCCUGGAGUGGCUGGACUUGUCAGGUAAUGCACUCACCCACCUGGGCCCCCUGGCUGCCUUACACCAGCUGACUGUGCUUAAUGUCUCCCACAACCGGCUGACGGGGCUGGAACCUCUGGCUGCCUGUGAGAGCCUGCAGAGCCUCAAUGCUGCUGGCAACCUGCUGGCCGGUCCAGGGCAGCUGCAGUGCCUGGUGGGGCUUCGGAGUCUGGAGAACCUGAGGCUCCAAGAUCCCCUGGCGCGGCUCAGCAACCCCUUAUGUGCUAGCCCCUCCUACCGUGCAGUGGUCCUUGAGCUGCUACCUGGCCUGAAGAUCAUCGAUGGAGAGCGUGUGACAGGCUGUGGCAGUGAGCUCUACCAGCUGUGCAGAGACCUGGACAAUUCCUUGCAGCCGAGCCCUUGCCCGAGCUCCCGGGCCACUGAGGCCCAGCCAUGGGUAGAGCCUGGCUACUGGGAGUCCUGGCCUGCGAGGAGCAGCUCCAUCCUGGAGGAGGCUUGUCGGCAGUUCCAGGCCACACUGCAGGAAUGCUGGGACCUGGACCACCAGGCUGAUGAGAGCCUGGCCCAGGCUGAGCAGGCACUAAGCCCGGCGAGAGCCCCUUCCUCCUUUGUGUUCUGA